UUGAGGUAAAUUCUCCCCGUGGGGGUUUCUCUUCCGGGAUUGGCGGCUGGAAAUGCGGCUGCGCGAAGUGGAACCGCGCAUGCGCAUAUGCCCGUUCGAGAGGGGACAACCUGAGGUGUUAUUUCCCCCUCUCUUUCUAUCUCGGCACUCGGGGAAGGGAAAAGGCGCGGCGUUUAAACGCCGAGCUUAAUGGUGGAAGGAACAGAACUGCCCGUCGAGGCUCCCUGUGAAGGGAGCGGGCGACCCACUGAGCAUGCGCAAAGGCUUCGUUUCCCGCCCUGACUCUGCGCGUGCGCAUUCCGGGUUUAAACUGCGCGCGCGCUUCCCCGCCCUCUCGCCCCUCCCCCGUCUUAUAGGCGGGGCCGCUUCCCUUUCGCAAGUCGGUCGGGCGAGGGAGCGAGCUGCGCGCAUGCGCGUCGCCGCCGGCCGCCUCGAGCCAGCGAAGCCAGGCAAGGGAGUUUGUGAGGGAAGAAGAAGCGAGGCGGGCCGGCUGGGCAGGAGGGCCCCUUCUCCCACCCGGAAAGGCCGGCCGGCCGGCGGACGGCCCAGCUCGCUGGCGCUGAGGGAGAGCCGGCGCCCCCUGAGAGCUCCGAAGCGUCGCCCGGGAGAGCCCAGCAGAGCGCGGGGAGGCUCCCGGGCCUGCUCUGACUGACGGGCGAGGAGACCUCGCGAGCCCCGCCCUCUCGCGCCAAGCCACGCCCCUCGCCCGCGAGGCCACGCCUCCUCCUCGCCCCUCUUCGUCUCAAGUCAAGCAUCUCCCCCCCCCUUCUUCCUUCUCUUGGUGCAUAUAAGUGGGGGCUGCAUUAUUCCUCUUCUUCCCUCCUCCCCCAAAGCCCCUUCCUCAAGUUCUUGGGCGCCAUAGAGACCAGUAAACCUCUGGCCUUUCCCCUGUCCAGGUGUGGGCCCCCCCCCACAACCACCGCCACCCGUGUGGAUUACUUGGCGGGUGCAGCAACAGCCCCUUCCCUGCUCCUCUUCUUCUCCCCCCACCCACCCCCCAACUCUCUGCCCCCCUUCUCCCCCCGUGGAUGCCUGCCUCCCCCCAGCCGCCAUCAUGGGCAAGGUGCUGUCCAAGAUCUUUGGCAACAAGGAGAUGCGGAUCCUGAUGCUGGGACUGGACGCGGCGGGCAAGACCACCAUCCUGUACAAACUCAAGCUGGGCCAGGCGGUCACCACCAUCCCCACCGUGGGCUUCAACGUGGAGACCGUGACUUACAAAAACGUCAAGUUUAACGUGUGGGACGUCGGGGGCCAGGAUAAGAUCCGGCCGCUCUGGCGGCACUACUACACGGGCACCCAGGGCCUGAUCUUUGUGGUGGACUGCGCUGACCGGGACCGCAUAGACGAGGCCCGGCAGGAGUUGCACCGCAUCAUCAACGACCGGGAGAUGCGGGAUGCCAUCAUCCUUAUCUUUGCCAACAAGCAGGACCUUCCUGACGCCAUGAAGCCGCACGAGAUCCAAGAGAAACUAGGCCUGACCCGAAUCAGGGAUAGGAAUUGGUAUGUUCAGCCGUCCUGUGCCACCUCGGGAGACGGACUCUACGAAGGGCUGACAUGGUUAACAUCUAACUAUAAAUCCUAAUGAUCAUUAAAAAUUAAAAAAAAAAAGACAAACUAUUACUAGUCUUCAAGAGAGUUUAGCGGGGAAAGAAAUACUUGCUUCCCGAGAAAGAAUGAUCCUCCAUACUAAAAUGUUCUGAAAUUAAGCAUCCAUAGGAUUACAAUGAUUGCUCACCUCUUCGCCAGUUACCACCCUUUUCUUCCACAUACUUGACUGGAUCCCCAGUUUAAUACAAUUCUUGCUUGGUGUUAAGAUGCUCUAAUCUUCAACUGUGAAUGAACACAAGCACUAGUUUAUAUGGCAAGCUUCCAGCGACAUGGGGGGGGAGGGGAGAAGGAGACACAUAGCUUUGCAAAGCAACUUUUCUCAUACUAUGAGAGCCCUUGGUUAGGAUGAUUUGACUUCAUUUGUUUUGAGUCUUGGGGCUAAGGCAUCACCUUUUUAAAUGUAUGCUUUCUGAUUUAGUUCCCCCUGACCCCCUCCUCUCCAUUAUCAUCUGCUGUAGAUUUGCUUCCUUUUGCAACCAUGCAGAAUAUGUUGAUAGGUCUCUUGUUAUCUAGUAAACUGAAAACCAUUGCUUAUGAACAAACUGCAGUCUGUCCUUUUUAUGGUGAGAGCUUACCUGUAACCAGAAACUAAAAUUUUCAUCUCCUUUAUCUGGCCUUUUGACAAAUCGGAAGGGUAGCAUUUAGAAUAAAUGUAUGGUUGCUUACUGGGCCCAGUGAUGGCCGGGUAAUUCAAGAACCACUUCAAAAUGUUAGCUGCAGGAGGUUAUGAACCAAAUAUAAUGCAUGAUUAAGGAUGCAAAUAAGUUUCCAUUCUAAAUAGCAACCGUAUGCAGGAUGAAACGAGACUAGUGUCAAACCGCAGUUCCUGUACUUUGCAUUGUAAAGUUAAUUUUUCUGCUGCAACAUGAAGUAGUUGCAUUACUUUCCAGUUUCAGUGCAAAUAUGCUUUCAUUCCAUAAAGUGCAGCAAUAAUUCGUAAGAAUAAUGUGUGAUGUACACAUUACUUUAAACAAAAAAUAUCAUAAACUUGUAGUCAAAACUUGAAUGUUAAAAACUCUUCCUGUCUUAAUAAUUGAGACAAAGGUGGCAGCAUCACAAUUGGUCUAAAAGCUUCUAAAAACUUAAGUAGAUUAUUUGUAGACCUUUUAGCUUGGCUUCUAAGAUGCAUCUUUAUUAACUUGAGGGGGGUGGGGGGGUAGCCUGCAUCUGCAUCUAUACUAUGAUUUGAAUAAGUCACUCUUAAGAAUUUAUUGAGAUGUACUAAUAUGAAGGAAGGAUGUGGCAACUUGGUUUUGCAGAUACUACUAAUUAAAUGGAACAAAUGAGUGUCUUUGGAAGUUGCUUCCCUUUCAUCUGUUACAAAACCAUACUGAAUUCACGCAGGCAGUGACAGACAAUGUUCUGGUAGUACCUUUAUUUGAUCUCCUUUGGAUGUAUAAAGCCCUUUGGAAGGGCAGCAAUGAUUCAGGUGGAGAGUGAGCAAACGACUAUGAAUGUAAACUUCCACGUUCCGUUCUUCAAGGGCAAGCAUCUCAUUUGUCAUAUCGCAGCUUUCAAAUGUCUGAUUAGUUGUAUGGGGGAAAAUGAUUGUGAAUUCAGGUUAGCAUAAAAAUGGUUUCAAUCAAGUAUUAAUACUAGGUGCAAAAAAUGUAAAGCAGCUGGUUCCUAUUCAGCCUUAAGGAUUAAUUUCAGAUUUCCUCAAGGAGUAAAACUCAUCUGAGGAAUUUUAGGAAUGUAUUGCUACAAAACCAGAAGAAAAUUGCUUUUGUUAAAGGGUAUGAGUUUGAAAUAAAAUUGGGGCAUUACACUACACUUCUUCAGUGUUGAUUUUGCUACUUAAAUUGUGGACUCUAGAGCUUGUACCAAAGAUGUUUGAGGGGGAUAAAGUAAUGAGAAAUUAAUUUCUUAGAACUGAAUGCUUAGCAUCAUUAACAGAAAAAAACUUGAGCUCUGAUCCUGAAUAAACUUAUAUCAUAGUUAUUUGGAUUUUUUACUUCCUCCAAAUUGGAUGCGGAUUAUUCACACAAAAUAAUUUUUAGGAUCAGAACAAAAAUUUCAUCGGAAAAACGGCAGUGGUUCACAAAAAGUUCUACUAAAGCAACAAAUUUGUGAGAGAAUCGAACAAAAAUGCUACAUUCUGGUUGCGAUAAAACUAAAUUUAGAAUCUUUCUUCCUGGCAGCAUUGGCAAGAGUGGUAAUGCAAACAAAAAGUCCACAAAACAGUUAAGUGUCGUCUUCUGGAAUAACUAAAGCCAAGCACAAAGUAGUUGCCUAAACUGGAAAACUUGAAGAUCUGUUACUAGUUCUCAAACUUUCAUAUAAAUCUUAACUGCAGUAAAAACAUGGGUGGUUUUACCUUUGGUGAAGGGUUUAUUGUAUCUUUUCUCUCACCAAGACAGAAUCAAAUUGUCAUAUAACUUAUACAUUAAUUUGAAAUCGUUACUUGGUAUGUCAAUUUUGUUCCUCCAAGUGUGCCAGUUUUGUAGGUAAAAAAAGAUAAAUAUUAAUUCUGGUUUUGUUUUCCCCUUUAAAUUGCCAGUCUUUGGUGGGAAAGAUGAAGUUGAAAAAUGUGUGACAAAUGCAUCAAAUAACUUUUGAUACUGAACAAAAAUUAGUAAAGUUUCAUUUUAAGUGUCUCUUUCAAAGAAACAACGUUUUGUGUUUCUCUCUGGCUCAAAGGUAGCCAUAAAAAUUGAUGACUUUGGAGAUUUAUCUGCAGCUUGCAAGAUAAAAUGCAAUCUUAGAAUUCAACUUCUUUGGGGGAAAAGGUUCAGUACAUCCAACUUCUGUGUUCAUGUGACUCUAUAAAGUGCAACUGAAUCCGUUUUUGAAUGGCGUUAACUUUGUCUGAUAAGUGAAUGAGUCUGUAGACUGUGAUCUCCCUGAAUAAAGUAAACAGGAUUUUUUGUGUUCGCAAUAUGGUUGUAGUGUUGGUAAAAGAACUAAUAAGCAGAAAAUAAAGCAAUUAUAAAGUGCA
Messenger RNA from Podarcis muralis (Common wall lizard), 4546 nucleotides. RefSeq names its product ARF GTPase 6 (gene ARF6). The record is from RefSeq and is a predicted model, not a curated record. Gene Ontology annotation, molecular function: GTPase activity; GTP binding. Lineage: Eukaryota; Metazoa; Chordata; Lepidosauria; Squamata; Lacertidae.